Pistacia vera is the source of this 2595-nucleotide messenger RNA. Its product is annotated as putative serine/threonine-protein kinase-like protein CCR3. Gene Ontology annotation, molecular function: protein serine/threonine kinase activity; ATP binding. The record is from RefSeq and is a predicted model, not a curated record. The transcript has a single exon. Bases 79 to 2466 code for a protein of 795 amino acids. Lineage: Eukaryota; Viridiplantae; Streptophyta; Magnoliopsida; Sapindales; Anacardiaceae. Gene Ontology annotation, biological process: protein phosphorylation.
UUCCUUUCUUCUUUCUUCAACUUUCAUCAACUCAAUGAAGAAACAAAACCAGACAUUACUCUUCUUCACAUCUUUCAAAUGACACCAUUAACAACGUUCUCUCCUCUCUUUACUUCCAUCGUUAUCACGUUUAUCGCCACCAUCUUUUUGCUGACUACACCCGUUAACCCCCUCGGCUCGGCUUCCACUUUCGCCGUCACCGAUAAUACCCCCACCGUUUGCGGUAUUGUUGCUGGUGAAUCCGCCCAAAGAAUCCAAUGCUUCCAAGACAGUGAAAAUAUCACCGUUUUGCCAAAUAUUUCUUUCCAGGCUAUCUCUGGUGGUCAUAACUUCUUCUGUGGCCUCAGGUCCGAUGGUUUGAGCUUGCAUUGUUGGGACACCAACGCUGCAGUAAACUCAACCUUUCGACCGAGACGUUUGUACCAUAACCGCACCGUUCGGUUGACUGAUAUAGCCGUCGGUGACUAUCAGGUUUGUGCUAGAGAGGUCAACUCUGGCUUGGUCAAAUGUUGGAGAGGUAGGUCUUCAUUUCCAUCACCUGGUGUUGCGUUUAGGUUUAAGACAAUCACAUCAGGGAGCGGGUUCACGUGUGGGAUUUUGAGGAGCAACAGUGAAGUGUAUUGUUGGGGUGAGUAUAGUGUUGGAGAAAGCAUUCAAAGACAGUUUGGUAACUUGUCAAUGUCGAGUUUGGUUGCUGGAGAGUCUCAUGUUUGUGGGUUGGACGGAAAUGGACAUUUAGUUUGUAAAGGGAAUAAUAAUUCCGGGCAGUUGAACGUUCCUUCUAGUUCAGCUUAUGAGUUUUCUGGUCUUGCAUUGGGAGCAAAUUUCAGUUGUGCUAUUAGGCAAAGAAAUGGAUGGGUUACAUGCUGGGGAGACAAAAAAAUGGUUGAUUCCGAAACUGCUGCAAUAAGUGAUGUUUCGUUUGAGUCCAUUGUUGCUGGUUUGGACUUCAUAUGCGGGUUAACCACCAGGAAUUUUUCAGUGAUUUGUUGGGGACCAGGGUGGUCUAAUGUGCUCAAUUUACAAAGUGUUGUACCAUUUGGAAUGAUAAUUCCGGGUCCUUGUGUUGAAAGUUCAUGUGGCACAUGUGGUAUGUAUCCGAAUUCUGAGUCCUUGUGUGAUGGUUCUGGAAAUAUUUGUAAAUCAUGCCAAAUUGAGCUCCCACUUUCAGUGCCAUUGCCGCCAGUAGCACAAGCACCAUCACCAGAUCAACAUACAGUUUCUUCGCCAACAAAAACCAUAAACAAGCUUUCUUUGAUAUUUAUAAUUGUUGGUUCAGUUGGGGCCUUUGCAGGAAUUUGUGCUGUUGUUUAUUGUUUAUGGGCUGGAGUGUAUCGUUUAUUGCACAACAGAAUUUAUAGUUCCGAAGAACCCACAAUCGCUGCUGCAGAUAUUACUAACAAUGGCUCAGUUAUGCCAUCUUUAAGGACGUUCUCAAUUAGGCGCCAGGGUUCACAAACGUUGGGACGCCAAAGAAGUGGAUCGUCAUAUUCAUCUCGCACAGAUAAGACUGAGAUCUUUUCACUCUCCGAACUUGCUGCUGCUACCAACAGCUUCUCAUCAGAGAACAAGAUUGGUAGUGGAAGUUUUGGCUCUGUUUACAAAGGCAAGCUCCAAGAUGGACGUGAAGUAGCUAUUAAAAGGGGAGCAAAGAAAAACAAAUCCCAGGAGAAAGAAAGUGCAUUUGACUCUGAAUUGGCAUUGUUAUCAAGGCUUCAUCAUAAGCAUUUGGUGGGACUAAUUGGAUACUGCGAAGAAAAAGAUGAGAGGCUUUUGGUGUACGAGUACAUGAGCAAUGGGGCACUUCAUGACCAUUUGCAUAAAAAGAGCAACACUGGAAUACAUAGCAGCAUUUUGAAUUCUUGGAAAAUGAGAAUCAAAAUUGCCUUGGAUGCAGCUAGAGGGAUUGAAUAUCUUCACAAUUAUGCAGUGCCUCCUAUAAUUCAUAGAGAUAUCAAGUCCUCAAAUAUACUUUUAGAUGCUAAUUGGACUGCUAGAGUCUCUGAUUUUGGAUUAUCUCUAUUGACUGAUCAAGAAUCUGUGUCAACAAAGGCAGUUGGAACAGUUGGGUACAUAGAUCCAGAGUACUAUGUACUAAAUGUACUAACAUCAAAAACUGAUAUUUAUGGCUUAGGAGUUGUACUAUUGGAGCUUUUGACAGGAAAAAAAGCUGUGUUUAAAAAUGAAUAUGGGAGUGCAAAGGACCUGGUGGCGUACGCAGAGCCAGAUAUAUCAGCAGGGCAUCUAAACCGUGUGUUAGAUAAGAGGGUAGCCACGCCAGAUAUUAAUGAGGCUGAGGCGGUGGAGAUGGUGGCUGCCAUUGCCAUUCAAUGUGUCAACUUAGAAGGAAAGGAGAGGCCGAAUGUGACUGACAUUAUUGUUACUUUGGAGAGGGCACUAGCUCUUUGCGAGGAUACUAAUGUUGUUAGCUUCUCUACUACUACAUUCUCAUUCCCUUCUGAUUGAAUUACCAAAUUUCUAUGUAAUUUUUUCAUUUUUUUUUUGUUCCCAUUUUUUCGUUCUUUAACUUGUGAUUUCAUCUGGGUAUAUGCCUUUUGUUUUUGUUAUUGAUAGACUUAAUUUAGAGGCUUAUUA